This is a messenger RNA of Lycium ferocissimum, 1650 nucleotides long. RefSeq lists its product as uncharacterized. The transcript has 3 exons. NCBI's taxonomy places the organism in Eukaryota, Viridiplantae, Streptophyta, Magnoliopsida, Solanales, Solanaceae. The record is from RefSeq and is a predicted model, not a curated record. The coding region runs from base 1 to 1650 and encodes 549 amino acids.
AUGGCCAACAACGAACUUCCGAUCGAGAAUGUUUUUGCUGAUGAACCAGAAGCAGAUGAAGACUUUGCAUCUGCAAUCAUUCAUCCGAGGGUGACUGCUACUACUAUCAAGUUUGAUAAUUCCCUCUAUCAUAUGCUCAAACAAGAGGGAUACUUUCGGAAUGCAGUCGAUGAUGACCCUCACCAACAUAUAACAAACUUUCUGGAUGUGUGCUCUCAGCAUAUCCAACGGGGUGUGACUCAAGAAGCGAUUCGGCUGAAACUCUUCAAAUAUUCGUUAGCCGGAGAAGCAAGAAAAUGGUUCACAAAGCUGCCCCGAAACUCUAUUGCUACAUGGGAAGAGAUGGUCAAAGUGUUUCUCAGGAAGUGGUAUCCCCCGAGUAAAAGAGCUGAGAUUCGUGAUCAAAUUUACGAGUUCAAACAACGUCAUGGGGAGCAACUUUUUGAAGCUUGGGAGAGGUACAAAGAAUAUUUGGAUAGGAGUCCGAACCAUGGUUUUCCGAAACAAAUUUUAAAGGAGAAGUUCUCCAGAGGGUUGGAUCCUAUGACCCAAGCGAUAGCCAAUAAUGCUGCCAGUGGGUGUUUCAUGAAUAAGUCCUAUGCUACUAUUACUGAUAUACUUAAUCGAUUGACUACACAUAGCCAAGCAUGGCAUUCAAGUAAUUCUGAUGGGCUAUCACUUGGAACACCGUUGAUUCAAAAUAUUGUGAAAGAUAGCCAGGAAACGCAGCAGACAUUGGCACAAUUGGCCACUAGUCUCUCUUUACUGACAAAGAGGCUUGAUGAGAGAGAAGCGAAGAAGGUGAACGUUUGUGAAGAUAUCUCAGAUUACAUAGCGAAGGGGGAUAUUCCCGGGCCAAUUCAGAGAUACUGGCGACCCCAACAAGGGCAGGGGUCAUACAAUCAAGGGAACUAUAACAACAACCAAGGGAACUACAACAACAACUAUGGUGGACCGAACCAAGGGAGAUACAACAACAACAACGAAAAUUUUGGGAACAGAAGUUCCAACCCUUAUAUUCCACCAAAAGGGCAAUCUAAUGAUCAAGGUAGUUCGAGGUUGGAGUCAAUGCUUGAGAAAGUGUUGGCAAGUCAGACAAACACUGAAAAGACAUUAUCUGGGCUAUCAGAGACGGUGGUCUCUCAUUCAGCAGCUAUUCAGAAUCUUGAACAGCAGAUGCGUGAUCUUUCUAGAGAACAGCAUCCUGCUAGAAAAGGAGGGCUUCCUAGUGAUACUAUUCCAAACCCGAAGAAUGGUGGGGGAGUGGAACGUACUUUUGCUAUUAGCACGAGGAGUGGUAAAAUACUUCAAGGUGCUGACAAGAAAGUGGUUGAUCUAGAUCCUAUUAUUGAGGAAGAAGAGGUGCAUUCUGAAGUGCCUAUUAUUGAUGAGGAAGUCCGUGGUGAAGAAAAAGUUGCUGAUAUUCCAGAAGUUGCUGCUGAUAUAGGGAAACACACGAUAAAAGGGGCUCUUCGCCCUUUGACUCGUAUGUACAAAGCAAAGCCUCCCUUUCCUCGCAGAUGCUGUCAAAGAGAUGCCCGAUUUGCUAAGUUUGUGAAAGACCUGCUUACAAAGAAAAGGUCUGUUCAACAUGAGACAGUGAAUUUAACUCAUCGUGUGAGUUCAAUUAUUGCUUCCACCACAGUUUAG